Messenger RNA from Guillardia theta CCMP2712, 531 nucleotides. RefSeq lists its product as hypothetical. The record is from RefSeq and is a predicted model, not a curated record. The transcript has a single exon. The coding region runs from base 1 to 531 and encodes 176 amino acids. NCBI's taxonomy places the organism in Eukaryota, Cryptophyceae, Pyrenomonadales, Geminigeraceae.
AUGCCUGCUACAGCUAGCGCCUGCCGCCGCGAAAAGAACAACCAGACUGCUCGCAACUCCGCGCGUCCUGCCUGCCCUGAUCCCUCGUCCCGCUCCUUCUCCCUCGACCAGUCCCAAAGACGACGUAGCAGCUGGGCCCGAGGACCCUUCUCCGCAAGCUGCUCCAGCGUCUCCCUCCCCGACCCCGACUCCGCCCCCGUCAUCACCCUCACCCAUCGAUCCUGCCCCGCUUGGCUCCUCGGCGUGGUGUGCAAGGGCCCGCACUUCCGAUCCAUCGACCAGCACGGCAGCCUGACGGACGGAGGAGCGUACGAGAGGCUGGGGAAGAGCGCGCGGGCGUGCCUGGCCAAGUCCAUCAGCCGGGACGGGAACUUCACGAGCGUCAGGCUCCCGACCUUCCAUCAGGAGCUGGAGUGCGGGGGCCGGGAGGGGAGCAGCGUAGCUACAAGAGAGGGAAGCAACGGGGAGGAGGCGCCGUACGAUGAAGGGGGAGAGGAGGAGGGGCUAUCAGGGCGGUACUUCUUGGAGUAG